AAAAAAAGCGACAGAGGAACCUAAAGAAAAUCUGUAGUUAACCAUAGUCGAGAAGAGAUUCAUCUGGCGUCGACGAUGGCGAACACGGAGCCUGAAGCGGUGGAUUUCGAGCCUGAGGAGGAUGACUUGAUGGACGAGGACGGUGGUGGUGACGCCGAAGAUGCUUCCCCACGCGCCGGAUAUCCGAGGCUGAGAUCCACCAUCGCCGGCGUCAGCGACGACUCGACGGCGAAGAAGACCAAAGGUCGCGGCUUCCGAGAGGAGCCUGAUGCCGAUCGCCAACGCCGUCUCUCUUCUCGCGACUUUGAUUCGCUCGGCUCCGACGGCGGUCCCGGACCGCAGCGAUCCAUUGAGGGGUGGAUUAUUCUGGUCACUGGAGUUCAUGAGGAGGCACAGGAAGAUGAUUUAUUGAAUGCUCUUGGUGACUUUGGGGAGAUAAAGAAUCUUCAUCUGAAUCUCGACCGCCGUACUGGGUUUGUCAAGGGUUAUGCAUUGAUAGAAUAUGAGAAGUUUGAAGAAGCACAGAAAGCUAUUUCAGAAAUGAAUGGUGCUGAGCUUCUCACUCAGACGGUCAAUGUUGAUUGGGCCUUCAGCAAUGGACCCAGUGUUGGAUCAUACAGGAGAAAGAACAUGAGAUCUGGGAGGACGCAUCGUUCUAGGAGCCCGAGAAGGCGAUACUAAAUCCCGUCACAUUAGGUUGAAUUGCUUGCUCCGAGGUUUUGGAUUUUCUAUAUCUGGAAAGUCGAUGGACAAUGAUGUAGUGAGAGUGGAAAUGGGGAUUUUUUUGCUUUUUGUAUGGUUCAUCCAUUUUCGGUUCCAUGAAAUCCGCGUCACAAAGAGGGAUGCAGAAGCCGUGUGGCUGUUGUUUCUUCCUUCACUUCAAUGGAUUGCCAGGGGAACCCAAUUACUGAACUCUUUAUCACUGA
Messenger RNA from Tarenaya hassleriana, 926 nucleotides. RefSeq names its product RNA-binding protein 8A-B-like. The record is from RefSeq and is a predicted model, not a curated record. Bases 76 to 681 code for a protein of 201 amino acids. Lineage: Eukaryota; Viridiplantae; Streptophyta; Magnoliopsida; Brassicales; Cleomaceae. Gene Ontology annotation, cellular component: cytoplasm; nucleus; exon-exon junction complex. The transcript is spliced from 4 exons. Gene Ontology annotation, molecular function: mRNA binding. Gene Ontology annotation, biological process: RNA splicing.